AUGCCAAAUCUUGACUUCAGCAUUCAAUCUUGGGGCAACCCAUCAUCCCCCAAAAGAGCUCUGUUGUUACAUGGAUUGAUGGGAACCGGAGCAGUAUGGUUCAAGGUAGCUGAGAUUUUGGUCGCUCAAGGUCAUGGCUGGGCACCUCACAGCCGACCUUACAAUGUCCAAUCAAUCACUCAGCACCUUGCCGAUCAUCUCAGGAAUCAAGAUGUCCCGUACGAGGUCAUUGGCGGGGUAUCCUUCGGCUCUUCAUUCGCAUCCUCUCUGUACUCGUCGCUCCCGGAAAAUCAAAAACCCAAAAGACUAGUAUUAGCUGAACCAAUAUUGGAUUACCCACCAUUCACCAAAGAGGCCUUAGACGGGAUGGUCAAUUUCACCAAGGAUAUACCCUCGGAAGAGAGUAUACUCAAAGCCAACCCAGCGUGGAUCAGAGCCGAGGCUGUUUUGAGGCGAUUGAGUUUGAGUCUGAUAGAUCCGGAAGUUAUCGUACAAUUGAGCGAUGCCAUGGUCAAGGGCGAAUUCAGUCACUCUAACCUCCUUCCUUCCCAAUCUGCGUCCAGUUCUACUGAAAUUAUAAUCCUUGGUGCAGACCCGUCUGUGAAAACCGUCUAUCCACCUGAAAAUUCUGAGAGACUAGAGAAGGAAUAUCCUUAUGUCAAAUUCGGAUGGGUUAAAGGUGCAACACACGACAUGCACAAGAGUGAUGCCGGAGUUUUGGCGAAGGUUAUUGUGGAUGGUUUUGUAGGGGCGGAGAAGGCUGGGGUCGCAGUGCUUAGAGAGUAA
Molecule: messenger RNA, 786 nt
Organism: Kwoniella botswanensis
Lineage: Eukaryota; Fungi; Basidiomycota; Tremellomycetes; Tremellales; Cryptococcaceae
Exons: 3
Coding region: 1-786 (261 amino acids)
Source: RefSeq, a predicted model, not a curated record